Magnusiomyces paraingens is the source of this 1140-nucleotide messenger RNA. RefSeq lists its product as uncharacterized. Bases 1 to 1140 code for a protein of 379 amino acids. The record is from RefSeq and is a predicted model, not a curated record. Gene Ontology annotation, molecular function: phosphatidylinositol transfer activity. The transcript has a single exon. NCBI's taxonomy places the organism in Eukaryota, Fungi, Ascomycota, Dipodascomycetes, Dipodascales, Dipodascaceae.
AUGCCUCACUACGAGCCCAUUCCGGUCCCCGAUGCCUUGGCUAAAAUUCCCACCCCUAGCCAGCUCACUAAGGAAGAACAAGAGAAGUACGAUGCUGUUUUGAAGCAUUUUCAAGAAAUUACCACUGUGGGUCUUACUGAAAAGGACUAUAAGACCAAACGACGACCAAUCACUGAUGCUGACAAGGCCUUUUUGACUCGUGAAUGUUUUCUCCGUUACCUCAGAGCCACUAAAUGGCAAACGACGGACUGCAUCAGUCGAAUCGAGGGCACUCUUGGAUGGCGCAACGAAUUUGGCAUUGAUCCUGAGUCCAACCUUUCUGCUAAUGUUGUUUCUGUUGAGAAUGAAUCUGGCAAACAGGUUAUUCUUGGCUUCGAUAUUGACUCCCGACCCUGUCUUUACCUCAAGACUGGCAGACAAAACACAAAGCCUUCCCACACUCAAGUUCAGCACUUAGUUUACAUGCUUGAGCGUUCUAUAGAUCUUAUGCCUUCAGGUCAAGAUCAGCUUGCACUUCUCAUUGAUUUCAAAGCUAGCAAGGCUGGCACCGUCAACAAGCUUCCCACUCUUAGCAUGGGUCGCGAGGUUUUACACAUUCUCCAAACACACUACCCUGAAAGACUGGGCCGCGCCCUUUUAACAAAUAUUCCUUGGCUUGCCGCAGCAUUCCUCAAGCUUAUUCAUCCUUUCAUUGAUCCAUUGACUCGUGAAAAGCUGGUCUUUUCUGAACCUUUCCCUAAUUACGUCCCACCUAAUCAGCUUGACAAGGAAGUUGGUGGUAAUGUUGAUUUCGAAUAUUCCCAUCAGAGAUAUUGGCCAUCUCUCACAAAACUUGCUGCUGAGCGCCGCAAGAGAUAUAUGGAAAACUUUCAUGCUCUUGGUGGUGUUGUUGGCCUGAGCGAGGCUGACCUCAGAAAGGAAGUGUUAGAUAAAGCAACUGCUUACAUUCCUAAUCAAGGCUCAACACAGAAGAUCGCUCCGCCUGGACAAUUAUCUGAAGCCUCGACUUUGGUCGUGGAACCAGAUGCUGCAUCCAAGAAUACGGAAGCUGUUGAUGAAGUUACAAGUAAGUUGGAAGAUUUAAAGGUUGUUCAAGCUGAGGUUCCAGAAUCAGCAAAAAUUACUGCCAUGGCGAAUUAG